GAUUUAUCUGACAAAGAUCAAGUUGUAAAUCAUGAUCAAUUGCUUAAAGAAAAUAAUCUUAAUCUUGAUCCUGAUGAUUGCAUAAGUGGAAGUUAUCAUGAAAAAGAGGUUGCAUCUGGUUCUCAUAUUUUAGCAGCUUGUUAUCCCUAUGUAGGGUGUCUUGCGUUUGUUACAAUUUUCCUUCGUAAUAAUGAAAUUUGUGGCAUUGCGGGAUACCUAAAACAUUCUGAGCAAUGUGUAAUUUCCCAACCGCAGCGUGAUUCACCAUAUAGACUCUUACCAUAUAUGAAAAAAAGCAUUGAAAACUUACUAGGUCUUAAU
This is a messenger RNA of Racocetra persica, 321 nucleotides long. Lineage: Eukaryota; Fungi; Glomeromycota; Glomeromycetes; Diversisporales; Gigasporaceae. The record is from the annotation of a GenBank genome assembly.